This is a messenger RNA of Cinara cedri, 705 nucleotides long. The record is from the annotation of a GenBank genome assembly. Lineage: Eukaryota; Metazoa; Arthropoda; Insecta; Hemiptera; Aphididae.
AUGUAUCCAGCUUUAAAAUUAUACUUUGACACUCAGGAUAAAUGCCCAACCCUUUUAAAAUCAUUUUUAAGUGACCCCGUUGCAAUAAUAUGGUUUCAUUUUAUACAAAGGCAAUUAAAAAUUGUUUGUGACACUAUAAAAAGAAUAGAAGGGGACAACAUAUCUGCAUGUGAAGUAUCAGAAGAACUAGAAGCAUUAUGUGGAAAAAUAAAAAAUAGAAAAACACAAAACUUUUUAACUUCCGGUGUAAACUCGAUGAUUUUAGAACUAGAGACAAAAAAUAAAUACACAAAAAAACAAUUUAUUGAGCAAACUAACCAGUUUUAUGACACAUUUUUAUUUUAUAUUGAAAAGUGGGGAAAUUCAUUUGAAGAACUAAAAAUAUUUCGUUGGACACAAUUGAUAAAUUGUCCAACAUGGAAUGAUAUUCAAAAAAGUUUAACAUUUAUUUUGCAAAAUAAUAAACAAACCGGUUGGAAUGUGGAUGAAGAUAUUCUUUUUGACGAAAAAAGUCGCUUUCUUGUUCCUACUAUCAAAUCAAUUAUAAUUUUGAAAAAUCAUUUCAAAAAAUAUUCGUGUAAUGAUUUUUAUGAUUUUUUGCUAACACAACCAAAACUGUUAAACGCAAUCAGUUCAUCGCAAAAGUACAGUAACGACACAUUUGAUAAUAAAGGACAUGAUGAGCAAUCGACAUCAACCCAAUAA